Mandrillus leucophaeus (drill) is the source of this 2714-nucleotide messenger RNA. RefSeq names its product protein disulfide isomerase family A, member 6 (gene PDIA6). Gene Ontology annotation, biological process: response to endoplasmic reticulum stress. The coding region runs from base 378 to 1844 and encodes 488 amino acids. Gene Ontology annotation, cellular component: endoplasmic reticulum lumen. Gene Ontology annotation, molecular function: protein-disulfide reductase activity; protein disulfide isomerase activity. Lineage: Eukaryota; Metazoa; Chordata; Mammalia; Primates; Cercopithecidae. The transcript has 15 exons. The record is from RefSeq and is a predicted model, not a curated record.
AGAACCCCUUAGGGCCUCAGCUGAAGCUCAGACAGAGUGCGCGUGCGCACGUACACACACACACACACACACACACACACACACAUCUAAUUUUCAACACACUUGCACAAAUAUAGAAACAUCAUGGGGAAAAAUGCAAAAUACCUAUGAUUUCUGAGACAAGAUCCGAGAUGUCAAAGAUAUUCCCUGCUUAUUCUGCUCAUGCCCGGGCUCCCCUGCCCACCCCCAGUGCAUUUAUGUGAUAUCAUGAAAAAGCAGCAGGGGUGGCAUGAACUUGCACACCAGGCUGCCCAGGCUUGAGACCCAGCUCUGCCACCCAGAAGCCGGGAGCCCCUGAACAAGCAGCAAUUCUGCGCCUGGGCUUUCCUGACUGCAAAAUGAGGAUAAUCACAGCCCCUGCCUCCAAAGUGUCCCGAGGAUCAAAUGAGUUCAUGAUACUCGUACGGCGCUCGGAUCGUGCCUCCCCAUCUUCUCCUGCCCACUCCCUAUCAAAGAAAAGUCCCAUAAGGUAUCCAUCAACCACCAUGGUUAACGCACCCAGUCUGGUGAGCUGUGCCUUCUUUCUGGCAGUGAAUGGUCUGUAUUCCUCUAGUGACGAUGUGAUCGAAUUAACUCCAUCAAAUUUCAACCGAGAAGUUAUUCAGAGUGAUAGUUUGUGGCUUGUAGAAUUCUAUGCUCCAUGGUGUGGUCACUGUCAAAGAUUAACACCAGAAUGGAAGAAAGCAGCAACUGCAUUAAAAGAUGUUGUCAAAGUUGGUGCAGUUGAUGCAGAUAAGCAUCAGUCCCUAGGAGGUCAGUAUGGUGUUCAGGGAUUUCCUACCAUUAAGAUUUUUGGAUCCAACAAAAACAGACCAGAAGAUUACCAAGGUGGCAGAACUGGUGAAGCCAUCGUAGAUGCUGCGCUCAGUGCUCUGCGCCAGCUUGUGAAGGAUCGCCUCGGGGGACGGAGUGGAGGAUACAGUUCUGGAAAACAAGGCAGAAGUGAUAGUUCAAGUAAGAAGGAUGUGAUUGAGCUGACAGAUGACAGCUUUGAUGAGAAUGUUCUGGACAGUGAAGAUGUUUGGAUGGUUGAGUUCUAUGCUCCUUGGUGUGGACACUGCAAAAACCUAGAGCCAGAGUGGGCUGCCGCAGCUUCAGAAGUAAAAGAGCAGACGAAAGGAAAAGUGAAACUGGCAGCUGUGGAUGCUACCGUCAAUCAGGUUCUAGCCUCCCGCUACGGGAUUAGAGGAUUUCCUACAAUCAAGAUAUUUCAGAAAGGCGAGUCUCCUGUGGAUUACGACGGUGGGCGGACAAGAUCCGACAUAGUGUCCCGGGCCCUUGAUUUGUUUUCUGAUAACGCCCCACCUCCUGAGCUGCUUGAGAUUAUCAACGAGGACAUUGCCAAGAGGACGUGUGAGGAGCACCAGCUCUGUGUUGUGGCUGUGCUACCCCAUAUCCUUGAUACUGGAGCUGCAGGCCGAAAUUCUUAUCUGGAAGUUCUUCUGAAGAUGGCAGACAAAUACAAAAAGAAAAUGUGGGGGUGGCUGUGGACAGAAGCCGGAGCCCAGUCUGAACUUGAGACCGCAUUGGGGAUUGGCGGGUUUGGGUACCCCGCCAUGGCCGCCAUCAAUGCACGCAAGAUGAAAUUUGCUCUGCUGAAAGGCUCCUUCAGUGAGCAAGGCAUUAACGAAUUUCUCAGGGAGCUCUCUUUUGGGCGUGGCUCCACGGCACCUGUAGGAGGCGGGGCUUUCCCUACCAUCGUUGAGAGAGAGCCUUGGGACGGCAGGGAUGGCGAGCUUCCCGUGGAGGAUGACAUUGACCUCAGUGAUGUGGAACUUGAUGACUUGGGGAAAGAUGAGUUGUGAGAGCCACAACAGAGGCUUCAGACCAUUUUCUUUUCUUGGGAGCCAGCGGAUUUUUCCAGCAGUGAAGGGACAUUGUCUACAAUCAGAUGACUCUCCCAGUGGCCUUUUAACCAAGAAGUAGUACUUGAUUGGUCAUUUGACAACACUGCAACAGUGAACUUUUGCAUCUCAAGAAAACAUUGAAAAAUUCUAUGAAUUGUUGUAGCCGGUGAAUUGUAUCGUAUUCUGUCACAUUAAUAUUUUGAAGAACACUCGGCUGUCGAAACGUUUUUCCCUCUCUGACUGCUGCUUGGAUGUUCUUGGAGGCUGUUUCUUAUGUAUGGGUUUUUUAAUGUGAUUCCUUCAUUUGAAUAUUAAUGGCUUUUUCCAUUAAAGAAUAAAGUAUUUUGGAUAAUGCCGAUAAAUGUAUGAAAUUAGUAUCUACAUCAUAAAUUCAGAGUGAUGUUUAGCAGUAAAUUAAUAUUUUGAAGUGAUACGCAGAUAUCUUUCCUCCCCCAUAAACUUUUUUAAACAAAAAACAAGAUCUCUUUGCUUCGGAUGGCGCCAUCAUUGCCCCCCACAACAGAGAUUUUACAUGGAAACCGGGCGCAGUGAGCACUGAUUUCCCGCCCAGUAUUUGUCUUUGGGCUGUCUCUAGUGACUAGUUAUUAAGGAAUCUAGCUGGUUAUACAGUGCAAGGCUUUCUAUGUUGUUACGAACCUCAGAAUAGCCAUUAAGACAUGAAAUACAGCAGCAGGUUACCAAUGCGAACAUGUAGUUCGCAUUUAUGUAAAACAUUCAGAAAAAUGAAGUUUUGAAUUUGUUAGAACCUUCAAAGGACUUGAGAGCAUUUUAUUGUAACUUAAAAAAAAUAAAUACAACUGUCACUAA